AUGCAAUAGAAAUGUUAUAACUAUAAUAUGUAUUGUUUGUACUUUAUUUAUAAUGUUAUAAUGGAAUCGGAAUUGUCGGAAGAAACUGCUUUACGUUCUCAAUUUACAGUGGAUGAUUUGGAUAUUGAAAUAUUGCCACUUAUAUAUGAGAUAAUUCGGAGUGUUGAAAAAGAUCCACAUGACACCACACAGAAAGCUAAAGAGUCUCAAGAUACAAGUCAUAAAAUAUUAGAACUUCAAAAGAAAUUAGAUUCUGCAAGAGCACAGAUUAAAAAAUUACCAGGAAUAGAAUAUAGUAAAGAAGAACAGUUACAAAAACUUGAAACUCUACGUAAACAACUUAGGCUUAAACGAGAACUUUUACUGAAAUAUCGUAACAUGUGUACAUUUGAAGUUCCUAAAGUAUAAAUAUCUUUGUUUGUUUAAAAAAAAUAUUGUAAUUAUGGGCUUUUUACGUAUGUUAUUUACAUAUUUAAUGCGCAAUGAACAAUUAAUUGAUAAAUUAGCAAAUACAAAACCAAUUAGGCGAUCUGCACAGUUUGUAGCAUAUUUAAUACUUCAAAGUAAAACACAUGGUAUUUAUUUACCCUUUAAUCGUAAGAGAUUUGUUAGACAAUUAAGAAUGUUUACAAAUACCAUUAAACAAAAGUUAGAAGAAACAAAAAAUGAAAUAAAAAAAAAUCCACCUAAGUAGUUUUUGUAUAUAUUUAGAG
Frieseomelitta varia is the source of this 713-nucleotide messenger RNA. RefSeq names its product mediator of RNA polymerase II transcription subunit 9 (gene MED9). NCBI's taxonomy places the organism in Eukaryota, Metazoa, Arthropoda, Insecta, Hymenoptera, Apidae. Gene Ontology annotation, molecular function: transcription coregulator activity. The record is from RefSeq and is a predicted model, not a curated record. Gene Ontology annotation, biological process: regulation of transcription by RNA polymerase II. Gene Ontology annotation, cellular component: mediator complex. The transcript has 3 exons. Bases 28 to 408 code for a protein of 126 amino acids.